AUGGAAGAAGCCGUGGUACAUUUACCCAAAGAUGGUGGUUUUUCUCAACUUGCUUUACAAAGAAAAGUUAUUAAGGAAGUCUUGGAUAAUCAUGGAGAAGUCAUUGAGGAUUUGGACUUGUUCGAUGGUGAUGGUAUUGGUAUGCUCUUUGAGGAAAAAGAAGAAGUGGUGAAGCUCAAGGCUAAAGCACCCAUGAUGGAGGUUUUUAAGAUUGAUUUGAUUGAUUGGGGACCAAGCUCUAAGGAUGGUUCUAACACUCCCUCCAACUAG
Arabis nemorensis is the source of this 270-nucleotide messenger RNA. The record is from the annotation of a GenBank genome assembly. Lineage: Eukaryota; Viridiplantae; Streptophyta; Magnoliopsida; Brassicales; Brassicaceae.